Molecule: messenger RNA, 417 nt
Organism: Gavialis gangeticus (Gharial)
Lineage: Eukaryota; Metazoa; Chordata; Crocodylia; Gavialidae
Gene: KISS1
Product: KiSS-1 metastasis-suppressor
Exons: 3
Coding region: 1-417 (138 amino acids)
Biological process (GO): G protein-coupled receptor signaling pathway; positive regulation of cytosolic calcium ion concentration
Cellular component (GO): neuron projection
Molecular function (GO): kisspeptin receptor binding
Source: RefSeq, a predicted model, not a curated record
AUGCAGUCUGGUAUUUCAGGUCUGCACCCUCCCAGGAUGCAUCCUUUCAGCUCCACACUGCUGCUUCUGUUCUUCUUCACCGUCCUCUUUGGGGAACCGAUGGGAAGAUAUGUCUCCAGCUGGAGCCCCCAAGAUGCAGGCGUCCAUUCCAACCCCACUCAUUGCUUGGAGAGAAAGCCCAGCUCUGGGAAGACAGAGCUGAAAUCCAUGCCAGCCGUCCCAUGCUGGCGCCGGGGGCGCCCAGCCCAGCUGUGGGAAGGGAUCUCUCUGUUCCGGAGAAGAGGCAAUGCUGCACCUCAGAGGUCACUGCUGGUGGACCGGGAGAAGGAUCUCUCCACCUACAACUGGAACUCAUUUGGCCUGCGAUACGGCAAGAGGCAAGCAGGCGUGGAGGAAGCCAACGUGAAAAUAUGGUGA